Messenger RNA from Somion occarium, 1735 nucleotides. The record is from the annotation of a GenBank genome assembly. NCBI's taxonomy places the organism in Eukaryota, Fungi, Basidiomycota, Agaricomycetes, Polyporales, Cerrenaceae.
GCAGGUGGAAAUUAUUGCCUUCAACAUCGCCGCCCCCCUCAAGACCGUUCAAGAUGAGGAAUUGCCCGCGAAAUAUCGCCAAAAAUUGAAGACUUAUGAGUUAUUCUAUGCUCAGUACGAAGCCCCCCGUCAUGGUUCGCUUGGUUUCCUCCCCCGCAAGCGUGCUGCCCGCCACCGUGGAAAGGUUAAGGCUUUCCCCAAGGAUGACCCCAAGAAGCCCGUCCACUUGACUGCUGUCAUGGGCUACAAGGCCGGUAUGACCCACGUCGUUCGUGAUCUCGACCGUCCAGGAUCCAAGAUGCACAAGCGUGAGGUUGUUGAGGCCGUUUCCAUUAUUGAGACACCACCUAUGAUCGUUGUUGGCGUUGUUGGCUACGUCGAGACUCCUCGUGGUCUCCGCACCCUCACUACCGUCUGGGCUUCACAUCUUUCUGAUGAGCUCAAGCGUCGCUUCUACAAGAACUGGUACCGCUCCAAGAAGAAGGCGUUCACUCGCUAUGCCAAGAAGCACGCUGAGGAUGGUGGCAAGUCCAUUGCGCGUGAACUCGAGCGUAUUCGCAAAUACUGCACUGUCGUCCGUGUCCUUGCGCACACUCAAAUCCGCAAGACUGGUCUCAGCCAGAAGAAGGCUCACCUCAUGGAGAUCCAAGUUAACGGAGGCUCCAUCGCUGACAAGGUCGAGUUUGCACAGGGUCUGUUCGAGAAGCCAGUAGAGGUUUCCUCUGUCUUCGAGCAGGAUGAGGUUAUCGAUGUUAUUGCGGUCACCAAGGGUCACGGUUUCGAGGGUGUCACCCACCGAUGGGGUACCAAGAAGCUUCCUCGCAAGACUCACAAGGGUCUUCGCAAGGUCGCCUGUAUCGGUGCAUGGCAUCCUUCCAAGGUCAUGUUCUCGGUUGCACGUGCUGGUCAAAACGGUUACCACCACCGUACCGAGCUCAACAAGAAAAUCUACCGCAUUGGCUCUGGCUCCGAUGAGGGUAAUGCUUCGACUGAGCACGAUAUCACCAAGAAGGUUAUCACGCCAAUGGGUGGAUUCCCUCACUACGGUAUCGUCAAGAACGAUUACCUCAUGUUGAAGGGCUCCAUUCCUGGUACCAAGAAGCGUGUUAUCACUCUCCGCAAGUCACUCAUGGUACACACUUCUCGUCGGGAUCUCGAGAAGGUUCAGCUCAAGUUCAUCGAUACCUCCUCGAAGUUCGGUCACGGAGCCUUCCAGACCUUCGAAGAAAAAGCCGCGUUCAUGGGAACGCUCAAGGCCCGAGCAUGAUUGUACUUCGUUAUUUUUGCUACUCGUUAUCGCUUUCCUACGACACCAGGUUUUAUGUCACUUAUGCCCAUGCUUCUAUCGCAUUCGUGGAUCGAUGUAACUGGCGUGACACAUGAGGCUUUGAAAUAUCGUGAACACCCAUUAAGCAUGUCUCGUUGAAGCCAUUUCGGCGGCUGUUAAACUUGACCACGGACCAAAGUUCCUUGACGAAACCCUUAGAUGUGUAAGAGAUGGGAAGGACAUAUGCUUUGGCAGGCCAGAAAAAUGCUAAAUGAAGCGGGUACUAAUCACGGAUGGACGAAAAUCAGACAUAGCGUGUUUGGCACGUCGGGGCGUUGGAAUGCGGGCGUGUUCGACUGGAGAGAGGGGAUUUCUAUAUACGAGCGCUUGACAAAUACUGUCCAAUCAGCAACCACCAAAAAGUUAUGAGCGCCCGAGAGCGAGAGUAUCAUUUUGUGUUCUCCAGUU